This is a messenger RNA of Saccharomyces kudriavzevii IFO 1802, 1734 nucleotides long. RefSeq names its product MFS transporter. Gene Ontology annotation, biological process: transmembrane transport. NCBI's taxonomy places the organism in Eukaryota, Fungi, Ascomycota, Saccharomycetes, Saccharomycetales, Saccharomycetaceae. The transcript has a single exon. The coding region runs from base 1 to 1734 and encodes 577 amino acids. The record is from RefSeq and is a predicted model, not a curated record. Gene Ontology annotation, molecular function: transmembrane transporter activity. Gene Ontology annotation, cellular component: membrane.
AUGGCAAGGGAAACAUCAAAUAUAAUGUUAGGAAAUGACUUCGAGGACGAGCUUGCAGAAAGUAUACGGUCAUACAAUAAGGAAACUGCAGAUAAACUGAGUUUGCAUAGGACUGAGAGUGUGAAGCCAGAGCCAGAAAUUACAGCUCCUCCUCACUCGCGGUUUUCCCGUUCAUUUAAGACAGUUUUAAUAGCUCAAUGCGCCUUUACUGGAUUUUUUUCGACCAUAGCAGGUGCCAUUUACUAUCCCGUUCUGAGUGUCAUCGAAAGAAAGUUUAACAUUGACGAACAAUUAGUCAACGUCACUGUUGUGGUGUACUUUGUAUUUCAGGGUCUUGCCCCCACGCUCAUGGGCGGCUUUGCGGAUUCUCUGGGUAGGAGGCCUGUUGUGCUUAUCGCAAUCAUUAUUUACUUUGGUGCCUGUGUCGGCCUUGCUUGUACUCAAACGUAUGCUCAAAUUAUUGUGCUACGGUGUUUACAAGCCGCCGGGAUCUCGCCUGUGAUUGCGAUCAAUAGCGGAAUUAUGGGUGAUAUUACUACAAGAGCGGAACGCGGCGGGUACGUUGGAUAUGCUGCUGGGUUUCAGGUGCUCGGUUCCGCAUUCGGAGCCCUUAUAGGUGCAGGAUUAUCAUCUAGAUGGGGAUGGAGGGCCAUUUUUUGGUUCUUGACAAUUGGGUCCGGCAUUUGUUUUCUGGCGUCUCUCCUAAUAUUGCCAGAAACAAAAAGAAAUAUUUCGGGAAAUGGCUCUGUGAUGCCAAAAUCACUCUUAAAUAGGGCGCCCAUUCUUGCAUUGUCAACAGUGAGGAGAUCUUUGCACUUAGAUAAUCCGGAUUACGAAACUUUGGAACAGCCCACGAAAUUGAAUUUAUUGGCGCCGUUCAAGAUUUUGAAAGCCUAUGAAAUUUGUAUACUCAUGUUGAUCGCUGGGUUGCAGUUUUCCAUGUAUACCACACAUCUUACAGCACUAUCCACUGCUUUAAGUAAGCAAUAUCACUUAAGCGUUGCAAAAGUGGGAUUAUGCUACCUUCCCUCCGGAAUUUGCACAUUGUGUAGUAUUGUCGUUGCAGGAAAGUAUCUGAACUGGAAUUAUAGAGCUAGACUGAAGAAAUAUCAAAGCUGGUUAGACAAGGAAAGAUUAAAGCUCUUAGAAGAGCAUGAUAACGAUCCGGGUGUGGUACAAAAUAUAAUGGAGAAUGACCCUCAAUAUACCUUUAAUAUCUUUAGGGCGAGACUACAACCUGCAUUCGUUACGUUGAUCUUGAGUAGUUGUGGAUUUUGCGCAUAUGGCUGGUGCAUUACCGCCAAAGCUCCGCUGGUGGCAGUUCUUUGUAUGAGUGGGUUUGCGUCGCUCUUCUCUAAUUGCAUUCUAACUUUCUCCACAACUCUUAUUGUUGAUCUGUUCCCGUCGAAGACAUCUACUGCCACAGGAUGUCUGAACCUAUUUCGAUGCAUCUUGUCUGCCAUUUUUAUUGCCGCAUUGAGUAAAAUGGUAGAAAAAAUGAAGUACGGAGGCGUUUUUACAUUUUUGGGGGCUUUAACAUCAUCAUCAUCGAUACUUUUAUUUAUUCUCUUGAGAAAAGGGAAAGAACUGGCUUUCAAGAGGAAGAAACAAGAAUCAGGGUCCAACAAAGAAGCAAAUCUUCUCGGAAGGAUGGAAAGCACAUCUUCUGAUUACCUCGCAGCCGAUGAAGAGGAACCGUAUAAUAUAUUCCCUCUAAAUAGCAGACGCCAAUAA